AUGCCAGUCAAAGCAGCUUUCGUUGGUGCGACUGGGGCAACUCUCAGUCAUGUGCUUGCCUGGACACUGAUGGCUAGCCACAAAGCUGCAGCACUCGUUCGAGAUGCCACCAAGUUGAGGAAAAUGCUCAUCUCAUACGACGUGCCCGAGUCCGUCAUCGACACAAACCUCGCCAUCGUGGAGGGUCCAUCUUCCCGCUCUGUACAUUCAUGUGCUGAGCUUCUCCGUUAUGAUCCCGAAAUCAUCUUCAGUGGCAUCACGGCCUUGCCCAAAUUUCAACUAAACCCAUUCAAACCCGUCUCAAUGCAAGACCUCACAGUCACGGGAGACUCAGCCGCUGCGGUUAUUGAGGCAUUGCGUCAGCUCAAGAAUGCGGGGGCGAUCAAAAAUAGCCCUGUCUUUGUUCCCAUCUCUUCGACUGGGCAAGGCAUCAAACGCGACCAGCCUUUGGUCAUGAUUCCACUGUACAUCUGGCUCUUGCGCGUGCCCCAAGCUGACACGACGGCUAUGGAGAAUGCGAUCAAGAAAUGCGCAACAGAGCCAGGGUCGCCACUCGGAGGGACUUGA
This is a messenger RNA of Colletotrichum siamense, 567 nucleotides long. RefSeq lists its product as uncharacterized. Lineage: Eukaryota; Fungi; Ascomycota; Sordariomycetes; Glomerellales; Glomerellaceae. The coding region runs from base 1 to 567 and encodes 188 amino acids. The record is from RefSeq and is a predicted model, not a curated record. The transcript has 3 exons.